UUUACACACCCUCGAAAAAGGAGGAGACUGGGACCAAACGGCGUAAGUUCACCAGCGAAGGCACACAACGAUUUGCGGAGAAAAGUGACACAUUGGGGGACUGCAUGGUAAAAAGGAGGAAACCCCUUCUUCCAUAAUAGCCUUCUACAGCGGAAUGUUUUCACGAAGGGGCCAUGGAGACGUCAAGAAAUCUACACAGAAAGUUCUGGACCCAAAGAAGGAUGUCCUGACCCGGCUGAAGCACCUCCGCUCACUGCUAGAUAUCAUCGACAAGAGUGAACUGAAGCCGUUCUUCGAGUCCAACUGUUCUCAGAUUUAUUUUAUCUUCUAUGAAAAUUUCAUUAUACUGGAAAGCAACUUAAAGCAAAAAGGGAACAAAUCGCAACGGGAGGAGCUGGACUCCAUUCUCUUUAUUUUUGAAAAGAUUCUUCAACUUCUACCGGAGAAAAUUUGCAGUAGAUGGCAGUUUCACAGUAUAGGUUCCAUUCUGAAAAAGCUUUUGCACACGGGGAACUCGUUCAAGAUCCGCUGCGAGGGGAUCCGGCUCUUCCUGCUGUGGCUGCAGGCGCUGCAGCAGAACUGCGCGGAGGAGCAGUGCCUGAUCUUCGCCUGCCUGGUGCCGGGCUUCCCCGCCGUCCCCUCCUCCCGGGGGCCCUGCACCCUGGACACCAUCAUCUACAACCCCUUCUCCAACCCGCCGGACGCCAAGGUGGUCCCCGAGGAGAUCACUCCGCUCGUCCCAGCCGUGCCUGGCGAGAAGGUGGCCGACGACCAGACCUGCUACAUCCUCCAAACCCUCCUCAAGUUCAUGGUUGUCCAGGCCUCCAGUCUGGAGUGGAAGAACAGAGAGAACCAGGACAGCGGUUUCAGGUUCCUCUUUGCUCUGUUCAAGAAGUACUACCUUCCCCACCUCUUCCCCUCUUUCACCAAGCUCACCAACCUCUACAAGCCUCUCCUAGACCUCCCCCACCACAGACCAAAGCCCCUGUACGUGCCGGUGACGCGCAACAACGAGAGCACCUUCUGCACGCGCGACCAGUACCUGGCCCCCCGCGUGGCCUUCAUCACCUGGCUGGUCACCUUCUUCCUGGAGAAGAAGUACGUCAGCGCGGCGGCGGCGGCGCCCGGCUCCAAGAACGGCGCCGAGGUCCUGCCCAAGAUCAUCCAGACCGUGACUGCGGGCAGCAGCGGUCAGGAGAAGGCGGCGGCGGCGGCGGCGGCGGCGGCGGGGGCGGAGCCGGAGCCCAACGGGCCGGCGGAGCAGGAGAAGAGCCACUCCAACAGCAGCACGCUGUCGGACCGGCGGGCCAGCACCUCCAGCGUCUGCAGCAUCGAGGAGGAGCACCGCUGCGUCUACGACAUGGUGCACUGCAUCCUGCUCUCCACCCGCGACAACGUCAACUUCGUCAACGAGGUCUUUCACCAGGCCUUCCUGUUGCCCUCCUGCGAGGCCUCGGCGACCCGGAAGGUGAUCAAGGUUUACAGGAAGUGGAUCUUGCAGGACAAGCCAGAGUUCAUGACUGAGCCAGACAAGGACAGCCAAGAGGAGGGGGAGGAGGCUGCAGAGCAGCUAGUAGAGACAGAGACUGAUAGCGCACAAAUACAGGCGCUGGUGAUGCACGGGCACAGGCGCUCCUCCAGCUGGGGCCGAACGUACUCCUUCAGCAGCGCCAUCAGCCGGGGCUGCCUCACCGAGACCAACAACCAGCCCGUCAAGGCCGGCGUCCAGUCCACACUGCAGGUUUUCCUGACCAACUCGGCCAACGUCUUCCUGCUGGAGCCCUGCCAGGAUGUGCCCAAGCUGCUGGAGAACCAGGUGGAGGUGUGCAAGGGCGUGCUCAGCAUCUACCGCCGCAUGAUCAUGGACCACACCAUGAACCGCAAGACCUGGGAGCAGAUGCUGCAGGUGCUGCUCAGGAUCACGGAGGCGGUGAUGAAGCGGCAGCAGGACAACCAAAGAAAGGACCCCUUCGCCGAGAGCCUGGCUGCUCUCCUCUUCAGGACCAUCAUCGUGGCGUGGGUGCGGGCCAACCUGAGCGUCUUCAUCUCGCGGGAGCUGUGGGACGAGCUGCUGAGCGUGCUCUCCUCGCUCACCGACUGGGAGGAGCUGGUGAGCGAGUGGUCCAGCAUCAUGGACUCCCUGACGGCUGUGCUGGCCCGCACCGUCUACGGCCUGGACAUGAGCAGCCUGCCCCUGGACAAGCUGAGCGAGCAGAAGGAGAAGAAGCAGCGGGGCAGAGGGGUGAUCAAGGACUCGCAGGCGGCGGCGUCGGUGGGGCGCUCCUUCUCCCUCAGCUGGAGGAACCAGGGGGACACGGGGGUGCAGGAGCCCAUGCGCUUCCGCAGCGCCACCACGUCCGGCGCCCCCGGCGUGGAGAAGGCCCGCAACAGCGUCCGGCAGAAAGCCACGGCUAAGCGAAGCCAGUCUAUCAGCAACUGCGUUCACCUUUACGAGGCUUUGCCCGCUACUAAAAGCGUCCCUCUGCUGCUCCACACUGUCAGCUCUUUCUUACCUGGCGUCUCUUCCAACUCUUGCGCUCACCGGCUCUCAGAUGUGGAAGAGGGGCAGCUGUCCGAGUGCGGGGGCGAGGGCGACCUGGAGGACGGAGACGCCCCGCCCCUCCCGCGAAGCAGCAGCACCUCUGACAUCACGCAGCAGACUUCGGACGCCUUCCCAGGCCAGAAGCGGGAAUACUCUCCCGCCGGCAGCGUGGACGGCAGGACGGGCGUGUCCGAGAACGCCGCGGCCGGGAGGAGGGACGGCGAGCCCCCCGUGAUUAUGAUUCGUCGGAGCAGUAGUCCCGCAGAGCUGGACUACCCCGGUGACGGGCAGGUGCCAUUUGGCAGGACCAAAAUUCGGGAGAAAAGCGAGAGCAUCAGCAGCGAGACGUCCAACGGCUACCUGAACGACGGCGACGUGGGCCUGCUCUCGUGGCAGGCCUUCGAGGAGGAGGCCGACGCCCGGUCCGCCCACGACGACGCCGCCGCCGCCGACGCCGAUUCCCAGCGCAGCCUCCUGAUGAGCCACGCCGGGGAGCUGGCAGGUUCUGAGUCUGCCCUCUCUCCCCACGCCACACCCCCGUCCCGCCCCCAGCACCCCCCUGCCUCGCCAGCUUUCCUAGUGCCCCCUGAGUGCCAGGACAGCCCCCCUCUCCUGGAGGACUCCAUGCACCAGUCUGUGUUGCACUUGCCAGAGGACCGGGACAGCAGCGAGUGCCUGACGGACGACAUCAGCAUCAUCGCCGGGGGCAGCCUGACGGGCUGGCACGCCGACUCGGCCGCCGUGCUCUGGAGGAGGAUCCUGGGAAUCCUGGGAGACGUCAACGGCAUCCGCUGCCCCAGGAUCCACGCCCGGGUCUUCACCCACCUCUACGACCUCUGGCGCAAGCUGGCCAAGAUCAGGGACAAUCUGGGGAUCAGCGUGGAUAAUCAGUCGUCGCCGCCCCAGCCCGUCCUCAUCCCGCCCCUCAGGAUGAUGGCCUCCUGGCUCUUCAAGGCCACUACGUUACCAGCGGAGUUCAAGGCCGGGAAGCUGCAAGCCUAUAAGCUGAUCUGUGAGAUGAUGACCAAGCAGCAGGACGUCCUCCCCAACAGCGACUUCCUGGUGCACUUCUACCACGUCAUGCAGAAGGGCUUCAACAGUGAUGACCAGGACGUCCUGAACACGGUGAUCCGGCACUGCUCUCCGCGCUUCUUCUUCCUGGGGCUCCCGGGCUUCACCAUGCUGGUGGGAGACUUCAUCCAGGCAGCCGCGCGGGUGCUCAAAUCGGACUCCCCCGAGGCACCCAGGGUUGAAGCCCAGACGAUUCUGGGGUCGCUGGUCUGCUUCCCCAACCUGUACCUGCAGAUGCCCCUACCGCAGUCCGCACCAGGAAGCACCGACAUCAGCACAAGCAACGAGGGAGUUAAGGACUACCUGAUCAACAUCCUGCUCCUGACGGCGCGGAGCGAGCCGUGCGAGAGAGCCAGGUGCAUCGCCAUAUGCAGUCUCGGGGUGUGGAUCUGCGAGGAACUGGUUCAGCAGACGCACCACUCCCGAUUGAGGGAGGCCAUAAACAUCCUCGGUGUUACACUAAAGUUCGGGAACAAGCUGGUGGCGCAGACGGCCUGCGACGUCUUCCAGCUGCUCAUCUGCCACUGGCGCCACCUCCAGAAGACCGACCGCUCGCUCCCCAAGAAGAUCACCGAGAUUUUCAUAGCCACCAUCACGUUCCUGCUGCCCAGCGCGGAGCACUCGACGGUGGAGGCCGAUAAGAAGCUGAUAGUGUCCCUGCUCCUCUGCGCGCUGGACUGGUGCAUGGCCCUCCCGCUGAGCACUCUCCUGGAGCCCGUGACCAUGCCCGUACUAGAUGACCCCUCAUCCCACAAGGCCCCUCUUCUGGACUACAUUUACAGGGUGCUGCACUGCUGCGUCUCCGGCUCCAACCUCCACACCCAGCAGAGCCACUACCUCCUCAGCCUGCCCGACCUGGCCGCCAGCGACUACGAGCCCUUCCUCACCCUGGGCAACGUCAGGAGCUCCGAGCCGCCGCCGCCGCCCCACUCCGCCGCCGAGUUCGGCAACCUGCUCACCGUGGCCGAGGAGAAGAAGAGGCGGAGCAUGGAGCUGAUCCCGCUGACCGCCCGGAUGGUGAUGACGCACCUGGUGAACCACCUGGGUCACCACCCGCUCAGCGGCGGCCCCGCCCUCCUGCACAGCCUGGUCAACGAGAACCACGACAACCUGUACGUGGAGUCGUCGGAGCUGUCCUCGGAGGUCUUCAGGAGCCCCAACCUGCAGCUCUUCGUCUUCAACGACAGCACGCUGGUGUCCUUCCUGCAGAUCCCGCCCCUCGGCGAGCCCCCCGGCGAGCCCCCCGCCGGGCCCUGCCCGGGGACGGCCGCCCUGCCCGAGGUGAGGGUGAUCGUGCGGGACAUCUCGGGGAAGUACUCCUGGGACGGCGGGGUCCUGUACCGCCCCCCGGAGGGCGAGGCGUCGCGCCGCGGACCCGCCGUCGCCGCGGGAACGCUCGACGCCUCCUCGAGCCCCCGCGUCCCGGACGAGACCGCCGCUCCCCGCCCCGGGGGCGGCCCCGCGGACGCCGAGGAGGACGAGGAGGAGGAGGAGGAGGACGUCCUGGACCGGCUGCUGGAGAGCCUGGGCCAGAGCAGCCCCGAGUGCCUCCCCCAGCCCCGCCUCCGGCUCAACCAGCCCGCCCCCUCGCCCUUCGGCAUGAACCCCGAGCAGGAGGCCGCCAUCACCGAGGCCGUGCUUCGCCAGACCCUGCUGGAGGAGGAGCACGCCCGCCGCUGGUGCGGCACCCCCGGGGCCCGCGCCGCCCCCCAGCUGGAGCCCGCGCCCCAGGACCCCAGCGCGCCCUUCUACUUCUGCAGGCUGCUGCUCAACGACCUGGGCAUGAACUCGUGGGACCGCAGGAAAAACUUUCACCUCCUGAAGAAGAACUCGAAGCUCUUGAGAGAAAUUAAGAAUUUGGAUUCGAGGCAGUGCAGGGAGACGCACAAGAUCGCGGUGUUCUACAUCGGGGAGGGGCAGGAGGACAAGUGCUCCAUACUGUCCAACACCGAGGGGAGCCAGGCCUACGAGGACUUUGUGUCUGGACUGGGCUGGGAGGUGGACCUGGCCACGCACUGCGGCUUCAUGGGCGGCCUGCAGAGGAACGGCAGCACCGGAAGCACCGCGCCCUACUACGCUACCUCCACCGUGGAAGCCAUCUUCCACGUGUCCACCCGCAUGCCCUCCGACUCCGACGACUCCCUCACCAAAAAGCUGCGUCACCUGGGAAACGACGAGGUGCACAUCGUGUGGUCGGAGCACGGGAGGGACUACCGGCGCGGCAUCAUCCCCACCGAUUUCGGCGACGUGCUGAUCACCGUGUACCCCAUGAAGAACCACAUGUUCUUCAUCCAGAUCAUGAAGAAGCCGCAGGUCCCUUUCUUCGGUCCGCUGUUCAACGGCGCCAUCGUCACGGGAACCUUGCUGCCCAGUCUGGUGCGCGCCACCUGCAUCAACGCCAGCAGAGCCGUCAAAUCACGUCUGACCCUCUACCAGAGCUUCUAUGAAGAGCGAGCGCUGUACCUGGAGGCCAUCGUGCAGAACCACAGAGAGGUCAUGACCUUUGAGGAUUUCGCCGCCCAGGUCUUCUCCCCCUCCCCGAACUACUACGCCCUCAGCGCAACAGGUUCCCUCAGCGGCAGCACAAGUGCUGAGCUCAGCGUUGCCGUAGGAACAGACUCCGCCGACCAGGUCUCCCCCACCAUGCCGCGUGCCACAAAGAACAGAGUUUCUGGAAAACUCCGACGUUCAGCCAGCGCUAUAAGCAAAUCCUCCAACUGAGCUCUUCCCUGCAAAGUGAUUUUUUUGUUUUGUUUUUAUUUCCGUGUGAUUCAGCUCUUAACAGAUUCGUUUUUAAAACCUCACACCCUCACGACUGCAAUGUUUGUUUUGUGUUUUUUUUUUGUUUUGUUUUUUUCGUUUGGUUCUCAAAUAUAACUGGGCAAACACUGGCAAUGUUUUAAGUUAAAUAUGAAAAUAUAUAUAUCGUUAUUAAGUACAUUUCUGAUUGUGUUGUUGAAUUGUUGUUUUGUUCAUUUACACGUGACACUGUGAGUUUUAAUUGAAUUUAGGAAGAAUCAAAUGCUAAUUCAAAAUGAUUGUGGGGGGGGUGUGAAAACUUGUGACUUUAGACUUACCAUUGUUCAUAGAAUGAUAAGUCAGAAGUAGUAGUCCAAUAAUUAUUCAGGGAACUGAGUAAAAAAUAUUUAAUGAUUUUAAAGUAUGAAGUUAUAAUAAAUAUUUGUGAUAUUUCUGAUUGUGGCAAAGGUGUGAUUCACAGUGGUUUCCAAACCGUACCGCCGUUGAGGAGAUGUUUUGUGGAAUUGGGAAUGAAGAGCUGUUCUCUGUUCUUUUUGCUGGCUUUCCCGAACGCUACGUGUACACCAGUUAACCCGAGCCAUGGGCUAAGUUCCCCACGGAAAUCGAAACUUAUGAAAACGUCAAACCCUCACCGGUCAGGAAAGUCCAAUCAGUUUUUAUCCACAUGUUGUUGGUUUUUUUUUUUUAUUUUGUUUGUUUGUUUUUUGUUUUUUUUAUCGUUACCUUUUUUUUGGUGCCUCCGAAUCCUUUACAAUGUGAUUUUGUUUUCGUCUUAACGAAGAGUCAUCUUCUCGACACUGCUGUCUUAAACACUGUCAAAAUCGCCGCCGUCGCCGGUGGCGAAAUAUUUAUUCGCUUGCCCUCGUCUGCCUACAAACGCUCUCACGCCAGUGGAUCUCCGGCUGUGUGUCGCAGGACGCGCGCGGAGGAAAAUACUUGCUGUCUAUAAUAUUUCCUGUUAAAAUUCACGCCGGCCCGAUGAGUCGCUAGAUGCUAUCUGCGCUAGCUGCAGCGUACAUGCGGCUGUUUUGAUCCUCCAUUUUGAAUUGCGUAAAUGAACAUUUGUGUCCCAGGCUACAUUUUAAGAGAUUGCUCGCAGGAAAUAUAUUUGCUUUUUUUUUUUAAGCGGGUCAUGGGAUCUAGAAGGUUUGGAAACCACUGCCCUACACUACCUGGCUCCUGAUUUGUGGUUUAGAUGCCUGUUUUACAUUGUGAAGUUUGGAAUGCAAACGGACUGAAUAACAAUGUGCUUCCCACUGAGACGAAUCUAAUUUAAUUCCUCUUUUUUUUUCUUUUUUUUUUUUCUAUUUUAGAUUUAUUUCAGUGGACGGUUUUUGAUUUUAUUUUGUUUUUAUUUUUCGCUUGAUUUAUGCAACUUUACUGGAAUGAAAAAAGACUGCAUUUGUAAUUGUGUGUGAUGUGGACUAUCCUGUGUAGGAUACUUGUAACCUGUGAUGAAUAUGGUUUUUAUUACCGGGUCUCGUUUUUGGACGUUAUCUUUACGUUUCUCGUCCUGUGAAGCUGCAAGACAUUAUUACAGUGUGACAUUCCCGCUGGCUUCGUUUUUUGCACUUGGUCCUCAGUGGUAACCUAAAAUCAAAUGUCUUCGUUUUCUUUUUCUUCUCUUUUCUCGGAUUGUAAAACGCUUUAAUUUCUUCGAUUCGAUUCGUUUUCCUUUGUAAAUUACGAAGUAAUAUCUGAGACGGACGUUUUUUGGCCGGCGCGUUGCUGCGUCACGGUCCGCGCGCGCGCUCAGAUUGAAGUCUGAAUCCGCCCGUCGGGGCCUCGGGGUUGAAUCCGUCGCUCCGGCGCGCGUUUCUAACGAGCGAGGCCGGAUGCGGCGUCUCGGCCGCGCGGCGCGAGCGAGCGUUAGCGCGUUGCGUUGGCGUGUGGCACCUGGCUCCCGGGUUCCCUGCUGCCCAGAGCGGUCUGCUCGCAUCGUUUCUCUUUCAGGAGAGCCUCCCUCCUUUACCUGACAUUCUCCUUUAAAAUCAUGAGAGCCCCCCCCUUCCUCCACAUCUCUCUCUCUCUCUCUUCCCCUUGCUCUCUGCCGCCCCAGCCCCCGCCCCCCCUCCUCCCCUUCCCACCUUUCUCUCUGCCACCCCAAACCCCCCCCCCCCCCCCUUGCUCACUCGCUCUCCGUCUGCACUGUGGGGUCCUAGCACACGUUUCACGGGAUUAACGUGGAAGGAAGGGCGGAAAGGCAGUAAAUGCGUUGUGAGAGCAACAGUUGCGUAUGUAUAUGUAUGCGUACAUUUGAGUUGGGAGGCCCAGGCCCCUCGCUGGCAUGACGACAGGGCUAAUGCGUUGCCGUUGUCUUGCAGCGGCAGCCAUCAGGUGUGGAGAUGGCAAACUGCCUUCUUCCCUCCCCUGGCACAACACCACUCGCUCUGGCAUCUCCUACCACCCCCCCACCCCCACCCCCCCCAACUAGUGCGGUUGCCAUGGGAGCCAGGUGCUACAGCCACUCGUAGGCUCCUCAGGAGCUGCAACACCGUCUCAUUGCACUAUUUUUGCCUUACCUGUACAUCGUACCUGUACGUCCUCUUCUUCUUCUUCUUCUGUUUGUGUUCUUUGUUUUCUUUUUCUUUUCAUUUUUUUGGGAUUUUGAUUUCGUUUUUUCCAAGCACUGAUUUAUAACAUAGGAGGUGUGGUCUGAGCGAGGGUGCUCAAAAAACAAUGCUCACUUUUGUGUUUUUUUAAAAGAAUGUAUGCAAAACAAAACAGUGACCCGGAUGAAAUCGAUGCUUUUUCGCCCGACCAGUAAUCACGAAAUCACUACAAAGUCCUCCCACGGCAGGUCUUUUAUUCACUGAAGGUAGAAGAAGUUAAAUGUCUUUGAGCUGAAGUAAACGUUGCUGUUGUAAAAUAUAGGGAGGUCUACUUUUAUCGAACGGACGGGUCGAGGCUGUCGAUGCGAUCAGGGCCAGAGUCGUAUGUUAUUCGAACUGGUCGACGCGCGAGAAGCUGCGUAAAGAUAGCUAGAGUUAAUUCUAGAUUUCCGAUAGGAAAACCGAUUCGUUGUUUCAUCUGGGGAUUCCUGUUCUAAUAAAAAAAAAAUUAUAAAUAUAUAAAUGCUUGUAAUAUAAUCUUUGUAAAAGAGGGAGAAGGAAAAAAAAGCUUGAAAAUUUCAUCUUUAAUUGUUAACAUAUCAAACUGUUUUUAAUGAGAAGUCAUGUUUAUUAGAAAUGUGCAAAUGGAAGCAUUUCAUUAAAUAAAUUUGAGAAUUCCGUAAAAAAAA
Messenger RNA from Anguilla rostrata (American eel), 9614 nucleotides. RefSeq names its product Ral GTPase activating protein catalytic subunit alpha 2 (gene ralgapa2). The record is from RefSeq and is a predicted model, not a curated record. The transcript has 41 exons. Gene Ontology annotation, biological process: regulation of small GTPase mediated signal transduction; positive regulation of GTPase activity. Bases 155 to 6334 code for a protein of 2059 amino acids. Gene Ontology annotation, molecular function: GTPase activator activity. Lineage: Eukaryota; Metazoa; Chordata; Actinopteri; Anguilliformes; Anguillidae. Gene Ontology annotation, cellular component: cytoplasm; nucleus.